Ceutorhynchus assimilis (cabbage seed weevil) is the source of this 818-nucleotide messenger RNA. The record is from the annotation of a GenBank genome assembly. NCBI's taxonomy places the organism in Eukaryota, Metazoa, Arthropoda, Insecta, Coleoptera, Curculionidae.
UAUACCUACUACUAAUCAAGUCGUAAUCAUCAGUUUGAUAUAUAGCACGUAGGUAGGUACUUAUUUAUUAUAUUUCAUUUGGGUUGAAGGUUGAACCAUAGGCUAAUUCCACGCCACUGAAAGUAAAUUAUUUUUAAACUAAACCAAUCAAAUGUGUUGAUUUAAUUUUUUAACACUUUUCUUAACGGUGCCUUUUGGUGCGUUAUGUCACAUUUAAAUUAUCAAGUAGAGAAGGCGACAAAAUGUUCAGCUUUAUGUAAGAUAUGUUCUUGGUGUUGCCUUUCUUAUAUACAGUGUAAAUGUAAUAAAUGGUGACGAUGGGUACACUUCUGUUGAAAAUUGGAAAUAUCAUUUUCCUUCUGGAUCAGGAAUGGGGAUUUACGCCGCUGUAGCAGUUCCAGUACAGGACUCGGGCAACAUUGAUCUCUUCGUCGCCUUUUUCUUUGAAGCUUACUACUUGUUGCCUUAUAAUGAAACCAGCUUCGAAUUUCCUCCAAGUGUAGACAGAUCUUUCGGAAGGAGAUCGAUCUAUGAAUCGAUUCAGGCGAAGCUAGAAUCACGAGGAUACCCUGGUAAAAAUUGUGUAUUGAAAGCUAUAUGUGAAGCCGCCUCUUACACUACACUGCAUGCUAAUGGGAUAGUAGGAGAUUUGAUGCAUUUACUGUUCACCCCUUCUGCAUCAGAAGAACGCAACGACAGUUAUUUUUUCGAGUACCGAGAAGCCGAAGUUACUGGUUGGGAGCAGCAAAAUUGCGAAAAAUAUAAUGACUGUCAAUUAAAUUUGUUCGAUUUUUCGAAUUUUAUUAAAUAAAAUUUGC